AUGAGGGACCGAAGGGCCUGGCUGCCUGGAAGUAGACUCCCUUUCCGGUACCAACUCUGUAGUUGCGACCUGCCGACCUGCCGCUCAGUUCCGCGUCCCCCUGUUCCGGCGUCCAGGUUCGCGCAUGCUUCGACUUCCGUGCUCAUUGUGACCGGAGAGGGGACCCCGGAAGAAGAGAACGGACCGGCGGCGUCCGCCCGCGCUUCCCUCGGGCGCGCCGGGCUCGCGGUCCCCGCACCGCCACGCACGCCCCGGGACGGCGCUGCCACCCACCGGGGACAUCGGAGUGGCCCGAGGAGAGACCAGGGCGCCGGGCCGCGGUCCCCGCACCGCCACGCACGCCCCGGGACGGCGCUGCCACCCACCGGGGACAUCGGAGUGGCCCGAGGAGAGACCAGGGCGCCGGGCCGCGGUCCCCGCACCGCCACGCACGCCCCGGGACGGCGCUGCCACCCACCGGGGACAUCGGAGCGGCCCGAGGAGAGACCAGGGCGCCGGGCGACCGCCGAAGCUCAGCGUCGCGCAGUCCAGGGGACCCCUCCAAGUUCCGCAAGGCCGGGCCGCGCCCCCCAGAACGCGCGGACACUAGGCUGGGCACACAUUAGCCGCAGGGACUUCAAAAAGGACCAACUCAUGUGGCCGUGUGCAAGUCUAGGAGUGUGUACAACAUUCAGUGAGCGGGAAAAGGAGGAAAGGGUAUUCAGGGAGAAAAGGUCAUCAGAUCCAUACCAGUUUGCUGAGGGACACUCCUCUGGACUCACAGUCUGAAUAAUACUGCUCUACGCCACACAAAUAAAUACAAAACUCUUGCUCUCAGGAAGCUUACAAACCUUCCAUCAAACUAAUACCCAUGAAAACAUGUUUACUCUAAGGCAAAGCAAUCAUGGUAUCAACUGAUAAGACAGAAUGAUUAAUUUCAAGUGAACGAAUAAAUAAUACAAGUUAGGAAUUUAAGAAAGGAAGCCAUUUGGGCAAACCAGAAGAUUAGGAAAGAAAGAAAGGAAACUAGGAUGUGAGAUGGAGCAGAAGAGAGGCGUGUGACAAGGAGAGACCUUGACCAAGACCUUGACCUUGACCUGAAGUCUGUUAAAAAUAGGGUAGUCACAUCUCACCACAAAGAUGGUGAUAUGUGAGGUAAUGCAUGUGUUAAUUAGCUUGAUUUAGUCAUUUCAUAAUGAUAUGUAUUUCAAAGCAACAUAGUGUAUACAAUAAACAUAUACAAUUUUUUAUUUGUCAAUUAAAAAAAUU
This is a messenger RNA of Microcebus murinus (gray mouse lemur), 1248 nucleotides long. The record is from RefSeq and is a predicted model, not a curated record. NCBI's taxonomy places the organism in Eukaryota, Metazoa, Chordata, Mammalia, Primates, Cheirogaleidae.